AUGCACAGCUGUUUAUUAUUAUUCUUGCUUUAUGUGUAGCGUCUGCAAAAAUUGUUGUUAAUGGCCACCGCAACGCAGUGCCCGAGCACAUCCAAUGCCACUACCACAGAUGCUAGUAAUGGAUUGCUCUCGGCGACCGUGAUAGCUGGCUUAAAGAACUUGGGCACUUCUCUAACAGCGACCAUAAGCAAAACGUUAAUUGCCAAUUCAUUAAAAUUAACGCUUCAUCCAGAUGCAAUUAUAGCACCAGUGCCCGAAAUUUACGCCUCGAACGCAGCCAGCGCCAAACAGAGCGAAUAUGCUGUGGUCACACUCUACGCCGUGGCCACAAAACAUGGUUGGGACAGUGUGACGCUGCGUCAGCAAUUGGAAACACUGUCCAUAAAUGCCAUCGCCAUUGAUGAACUGACACGAGUCUACGAGGACAAUCGCAAGGAUCUAGUGCUGCGUCAACUGCAGCUGGGCCACAGUUUUCCGCACAUCACCGACGUGCAGUGGCGCAUUGUCUGCGAUGUGAAAUCCUCAACAUCAGACUCUAGCAGCGGUGCUCCACAUUUCCACAUCAAUUUGGGACAGUAUCGCCAGAGCAGCGGGGAACGCGUGUCUAUUGUGGAGUUCGUGUGCAAUGCCGAGGAGCUGCAAUCGCUGAUAAAUCGUCUAAAGGAUAUUGAAAGACACUGCAAUCAGGUGGCCAUUACGUAGAAUUAAUAAAUAAGUGUAUGGAAAUCAGUUCA
This is a messenger RNA of Drosophila novamexicana, 734 nucleotides long. Its product is annotated as COMM domain-containing protein 3. The record is from RefSeq and is a predicted model, not a curated record. The transcript has 2 exons. Lineage: Eukaryota; Metazoa; Arthropoda; Insecta; Diptera; Drosophilidae. Gene Ontology annotation, biological process: sodium ion transport. The coding region runs from base 61 to 702 and encodes 213 amino acids.